Messenger RNA from Hypoxylon trugodes, 180 nucleotides. RefSeq lists its product as uncharacterized. The transcript has 2 exons. The coding region runs from base 1 to 180 and encodes 59 amino acids. The record is from RefSeq and is a predicted model, not a curated record. Lineage: Eukaryota; Fungi; Ascomycota; Sordariomycetes; Xylariales; Hypoxylaceae.
AUGGCCGACUGCGGACUUCCUUUCCCCGUCGUCUGCAUCCAAUGUGGUCGAGACGUCGGUCUCUGCGGCAUCAAGAUCGUCGGACCCACGAUCGGAUUCUGUGUCGCUGUUCUAGCUGCAGUCAUAUGCUGGCCUAUCGCACUCUUGUUUUGUUGCUUCACAGAGACGGGAAAGAAGUAA